Phytomonas sp. EM1 is the source of this 814-nucleotide messenger RNA. Lineage: Eukaryota; Euglenozoa; Kinetoplastea; Trypanosomatida; Trypanosomatidae. The record is from the annotation of a GenBank genome assembly.
AAUCUAAUGUCUAUAUUCCCCGAUACAUCGCUCAGCGGGAGUGUGGCCUCCCGCGUGGCCAGUUUACUACGGGCCAGACCUUGCAUAGAAGAGGGCAAUGCGUCUUCUCUUCGCAACAAGGCGGCUGCGAUUGAAAGUUUCUUGGCAUCCGCUGCCCUUGCCCCCCCGGUAAUCAUGGAGUCAAACGGUAUGGAGGAACCGGCGCCCUCUGUGAGUGGCUGUUCGCCUUUCAAAGAGGGCAUUACCCCCGAACAGCACGCUUGUGACGGCGAGGAUACAUGUUUGGUGGAGUUGAACGUGGUAGCCGGUGUAUUUGAAGAGAAGCCACAUCUCACGAGCAGCCAACACGGGCUCCUUCUACCCAGUGAAAACACUGAACGCGAGCUUCACCACCGCCAAGUAGAAGAAGCAAAGGCUAUGCUAAACUUGCUGGGGGCUUUAGCGCCUUCGCACGUGUCGACGCGAUGCACGGCAUCUCCAAGCGGACCAUUAGUCGAUGUGGUUCACGAAGCCUGUGAAAAUGAGCUGAAACAGUCCACUGAGCAGCUACGCGACAAUGACAGCGUCAGUGAUACCGUGAUUAUCAUGGAUGCUGAUGAGUUGGAUGCGGAAGAAACUACCAGCAAUAGCAGCUCAGAUUCGUAGUUUUUGUAGCAGUAGAGGCCGUUUAUCGAAGGGAUGUUGUCAGGAUCUCGCGUGUAGAGGUGUGGUGACGAUCAUUGAAGACAAUUAAGUAAAAAUAAGACCGAGAUAAGCUGCUGGAUAAUUCGAAAACAUUUCACGUAAACGCUAAGGAGUUACGUAAUGAGCAUUA